AUGGGUCGUUACAAGAGCAGGUCGUGUAAUUUGGGAUACAACUCCUGUGAAGAAGAUCGAACUCUUCUUUCAGUUCCUUCAGAUUCGAAUCGUCUUCUCGAAUGGGAAACAGCAAUUCCUCGGCAGAAUUACACUUCAAAAAAUGGCCAAGUUGUUUAUUUAUCGUCCUUCCAUGAUUGGCUCCGACAUUCCAGUACCAGUUUCCUGAUAAGGACACAAUUGCAGUGCAGGGAAAAGGUACUUAAAACUGGUACCGCAAACUGGACUAUUAUAAACGAAGAACAAUUAGCUUUAUGCUCAUUUGAUCAUCUGGCUGGUUUACAGAAAAUAAUGUGUCCAGCGUGUCACACCUUUUCUCCUUCCACAAAAUUUCUACACGAAGUAGUGGAUAACGUAAAUUUACGAAUUUCAGCAAUGCUGAGCGACAUCUUCGACAUACUAAGCACGGAAAACGAUUAAAAUUCACUAACAACACAAUGUAUUAGUUGCAACGUGACCCUAUUGUCGCCGGUCAUCUUUGUUUAAAUCCCCCUUCUGACGUCAUGAUUUCAGAUCCCAUACAAAAUUAUUUUUCUACGAAAAAUGGAAUGGAA
Molecule: messenger RNA, 593 nt
Organism: Belonocnema kinseyi
Lineage: Eukaryota; Metazoa; Arthropoda; Insecta; Hymenoptera; Cynipidae
Exons: 3
Coding region: 1-459 (152 amino acids)
Source: RefSeq, a predicted model, not a curated record